AUGCCAAAUAUCCUAAUCAUCGGCGCAACGCGCGGCCUGGGCGCCAGUCUUGCAAACGCGUAUGCAGCGCAGGAAGAUACGACCGUCUUCGGUACGACGAGGCAAAACGCAGCGCCGACGGGCCUAGACGAGAAAAUCAUCUGGGUCAAGAGCGUGGACGUGUCCCAAGAGGGGGUAGGUGCCAGACUGGUCAACCAGCUGGGAUCUCUGGGAGGCGGAGGGGGCAUGACCGCGGGAGGGGUCAAGGGAUUCGAUAUCGUGAUCGUUACGGCGGGGUUCUUCGCUACCGAGGACUUUGCGAGUGGGCCGAAGUGGGAGGAGGAGGUGAAGAUGUACACGACGUCUGCCAUCUCCCCGCCCUUCAUAGUGCAUUCUCUCUAUCGCGCAAAGUACCUCCCUUCCGGCUCGAAAGUCAUCCUGGUAUCCUCGGAAUCGGGAUCCAUUACGCUGCGCCACGAGAAAGAGGGUGGAGGCAACUACGCGCACCACGCUAGCAAAACCGCUCUCAACAUGGUGGGCAAGCUUCUCAGCAUGGACCUGAAAGAGAAAGGCGUUGUCAUCAGCAUGGUCCAUCCGGGGUUCAUGAGGACGGAGAUGACGGCUGGGGUGGGCUUUGACAAGUAUUGGGACGACGGUGGUGCUGUCACGCCCGAAGAGGCGGCACAGACUCUGAUCGAGUGGGUGGGAAAGCUCGAUAUGAGCAAGAGCGGACAGUAUUGGGCGCCGAGGGGAGCGAGGGAUAUUGGGACUGCCGACGUGACCAUCGGCAAAGACCUUCCGACCCCUUUGGAACUGCCGUGGUAG
Drepanopeziza brunnea f. sp. 'multigermtubi' MB_m1 is the source of this 804-nucleotide messenger RNA. RefSeq lists its product as uncharacterized. Lineage: Eukaryota; Fungi; Ascomycota; Leotiomycetes; Helotiales; Drepanopezizaceae. The record is from RefSeq and is a predicted model, not a curated record. Gene Ontology annotation, molecular function: oxidoreductase activity, acting on the CH-OH group of donors, NAD or NADP as acceptor.